Daldinia childiae is the source of this 2886-nucleotide messenger RNA. RefSeq lists its product as uncharacterized. Bases 1 to 2886 code for a protein of 961 amino acids. The transcript is spliced from 4 exons. The record is from RefSeq and is a predicted model, not a curated record. Lineage: Eukaryota; Fungi; Ascomycota; Sordariomycetes; Xylariales; Hypoxylaceae.
AUGGACUUUUGGUCGCGCCUCAUAGCAAACACCCGCUUGUCUUCGGGGAGCUCGAGCAAGGAUGCCGCACGGGAUCCCAUAAGACGUCGACAACGCUUCGAGAAGGAAUACGGUCAACUCCUACAAAUAUGGAGAAAUUGCCCAAAUAUCGCCCGAGACGAAGAUGCCGCCGAGAACAUUGAACUCCGCCUCCAGGGGCUCACCAAUAUACUCGCCGACGAAUCCCGACGACCGUUACCUCAUCCUUGUGUAUCCUUCUCCGCUACUAAACAGAUCUACGUCCCGAUCGCCAAAAUAGCGACAUCGUCGUACAAUGAGUGGAUUAUUAAGGAGGCCGUCUUAUUUUUUGCUACUCUUAUCGAAAGUGAAGAGGAGGCCUUCGUCGAAAGUGAGGCGUUUUCCGCGAGCUUAACCAAUCUCCUGGUUCGUAUAACGGGCAUCAACAGUAUUCGAUUAGGUCCCGAAACUGAAGUCAAGGUUGUCGAGUUGGCGUUUAAUAUCACCACUAAGAUCCGCCUUCAACCCGGUAUCCUCUCUGCUUGGUUUAAAUCCCACCCCGAGAGCCAUACAAAUGACGAGAAGACUAAGGACCAGAGGGAGAAGUUUGCCGGAAAGAUUCAGAAGCAGGACUUUCCGCUUUUCUAUCUAUUGAUGGACUAUAUACAUCAUGAAGGGAAAAUAGGUGACUUCGCUCGGACUGGUCUGUUAUAUAUCAUCGAAGCCGCUUCUUCCUCUGUUGCCCUGGAACAGUGGAUCGUAGAGAGUGACUUGUCGACCCUGAUGGCUACCGGACUUGGCGCGUUAUAUAGUCAACUGAGUCGAAAGCUUGUUAUCGACCAUCCCCCGGAGAACCUCCCUCCAGUUCUUGCUUUGUCCGAUUAUCAACAUCCUACAUCAACCUUUGAGAUUGUUAGUUCUUGCAGCCCGGAUUUUCAGCUGCAUUUAGAGACGUUCCUAUCCCAUCUGCUAUUCUGGCAGGAUGUCCUUAACCACUGUCGAUCGGUGGAAGUGAAAUCAACUCUUCUCGAGCAUUUCCAAGUCAUUUUUCUACAACAACUACUGUACCCUUCCCUCUUGGAGUCUUCAGAUGUAGAUGGAGGCUCGUCAGUGGCCGUCUUAACUUAUCUUCGACGUAUACUAGAAGCUUUAGAUCACCCCGAUAUGAUCAACCUCAUCCUUCACUACUUGCUAGCUCUCCCAGAUGCGAAGUCAACCGCGCCGCCUGAUGCCGAGCCGUCGGUUAGCGCUGCGCGAAAGCGAAAGUCUAUGGACCUCGCCACUAUGAUGGCUACUAAAGUCGAACCUAGCUAUACACCCCUAUUAUUUAAUCUAGUUGAUUUAAUUCGAUCAUGCCUGAAGUCUCGGAAUCAGCAGACCGUGUGUGUUACGCUUCAGCUUGUGGCGGCGAUCCUUAAGCGGCAUCACCGAUACGCGACUACUACUCUUCUUCACACAGAAGGUAUCGAUACCAAUACUUCUCGUAGAACUGUGGGUGCUCAUGAACAAGAAGUCGAGUUUCUCACUACCCUAGCCGGGUCUAUUGGGGGCCAAGACAAUUUCAAUGAGAUAUACGAGAACAUCCUGAAAGAUAGCAUGUCGCGUGUAGAAGGUCACCCAUGUUCUCUCAAAUUGGUUACCCCAAACCUUCCCACAAACAGCCCCAAGCUACCAAUAAUUCCUGAUUCCUUACCUGGAGCACCUGGAGAUGUCCUACUACACACGCUGAGCGCAGAAGAUCCUUUGUGGAAUAGCAUCUUGGACAUUCUGGACUCCUUUUUCGUUAAUCCUGUCGAGAUGAACCUAUCAGCCACGGAGACUAUACUUGAUUUAGCAGUAUGCGGGUAUAUAUCUGUCGAGGGAUGGCUUAUGCGACAUCCAAGAAGAUAUUCGUACGAUGGAGAUACUGAUGAAUCUACAUCUUUCCCCUUAGACCCCGAAUCACCUUCAUUUGCUGAUACCGAGAAGUUAAAAGAAAUUGAAAAGUGUCGUCGUUGGCCUGUGUGGCAGUCAUCGGCCUUGCCACGUAUUUUCACUGUUCUAGAAGCGCUUGCUGACCAAGUUGAUUACUUCCGAGGUUCGGUACCGCGAUUCGAGGAACUCUUGCAGCAACGCCGUGAAGCCUUCCAAACGGCUGAUACCGUUAUACCAAACCAGAAUUUUCGGCCAACCUCCACCACGGGAGCCUCUAUACCAGAUCAAACAAGUCAGGAUGGAUCACGUGCGGCAUCCCCACAGCGUCCCAGUGCACUUGAGGGGUUUGCGCAGAGGAUAUUGUCCGAAUUUGGAAGUCCAAGCCGGUCAGGUAGCCCACGUGGGCGGAAGGAGACAAUUCGAAGCUCGAGUACAGGAUCAGGAACAUCAGGGGGGCAAGGGGUUACAUCACCAACUCCCAAAUCAGUACAACCUCCACCGAAAGAAUUUCCUCUAAACUAUGAUAAUCCGUCCAAGAGCGGACUGGCACGAUCGCUCUCUCCCGGGAGUCAGCAUUCUGGUAACGAUAGUCCGAUAGUUAGCGAAGCUGCUGCAUUCGCAGCAGUCGAUCAAGGGAUUCUUGCCCGACAAGUAAGCUUACCGGCACAAAAGAUCGAACCAAUUCCAUUAGACUUUGAACGAAAGAGUUCCAAUGCUACGGCAGAUGUCGAAGAGGAACAGGAAGGUGGAAACGAAAGGAAAUCAGAUACUACAGAAGACCAGUAUAGUAAAGAUGAGAGUGAUGUUGCGGACCAGUCCAUUGCCCCAACACCACCCGAGACACCACCCGAAGUAAAGACAGUUUCGGUCUCACACAUUCUCACCAAUGUUAUUAUCUACCAACAGUUCUUAUUGGAAUUGGCGAGCCUGGUUCAGGUCCGGGCAGGUCUAUUCAACGAGGUUAGAUUUGCUUAA